AUGGGCUCUCCAGAUGGUCUUAUACCCGAUAACCAAGAAGACGUUUUGUCUCCUGUAAGUUACAGGAAAUGCAAGCUGACAAUUGGGGAUGAUAUGAAGGAGCAUAGUGUAAUGCUUUAUGCUAUUCAAAGACUCCAAUCAUUUAUAAAAUUGGAGAUUGACCCUGACUUUUCAGACAAUGAGUCAUCUCCUGUUGGAGAUGAUAAUGACACUCCUCAACCUUCAUCAGAGAACAAUCUGGAGCAUGAAGUUGCUCAGCUUACAAAGCUGAGAUCAGCACACCAUAGAAGGUUGAAACAAGUUCUUCCACGGAGGCCUGAAUUUCCAGUUUCUCCGGUGAAGAUGUUAGCUGGUAGAGAAGGGAAUUACUCUGGUAGAGGGAGGUUCACUGCAGCCGAUCGCUGUCAUCUUCUAAAUAAAUACUUUCCUGUUAAAGGUCCUUCUAUAGUUGACCAGUUGACCACCCGGGCUUAUGUCUCACAGUUUUCAGACGAUGGUUCCCUUUUUGUUGCUGCAUUUCAGGGAAGCCACAUUAAAAUAUAUAAUGCUGAAAAAGGAUGGAAACUUCAGAAGAAUGUUCAUGCCAAAAGCUUGCGGUGGACGAUUACUGAUACAUCUCUUUCACCAGAUAAGCGUUUCCUGGUUUAUGCCACUAUGUCUCCUAUUGUCAACAUAGUUAAUAUUGGAUCUGCUGCAACAGUCUCAUGCAAACAUCACGGAGAUCCAUGA
Messenger RNA from Lactuca saligna, 729 nucleotides. NCBI's taxonomy places the organism in Eukaryota, Viridiplantae, Streptophyta, Magnoliopsida, Asterales, Asteraceae. The record is from the annotation of a GenBank genome assembly.